This is a messenger RNA of Ochotona princeps (American pika), 707 nucleotides long. It is a transcript of the gene GUCA2A, whose product is annotated as guanylate cyclase activator 2A. Gene Ontology annotation, molecular function: guanylate cyclase activator activity. Gene Ontology annotation, cellular component: extracellular region. Bases 164 to 514 code for a protein of 116 amino acids. The transcript has 3 exons. Lineage: Eukaryota; Metazoa; Chordata; Mammalia; Lagomorpha; Ochotonidae. The record is from RefSeq and is a predicted model, not a curated record.
UCCAGAGGCUGUCUUGAGCUUUAUCUGAUUCAGGGGCCUGAUAGGUGAACAGAUGAGAUGCUGACAAAGUCUCCGGGUUACUCAGUAACCCUGCCCUCUUUAAAAGGCCCACCUUUCUGGCAGCCAAGGCUAGCUAGCUGUUCUCCUUCAGGCACCUGCUGCCAUGAAUUUCUUCCUGCUCUGCGGGCUGUGCCUCCUGGGAUCCUGGGUUGCUGUGACAGAGGGGGUCACCGUGCAGGAUGGACAGCUGUCCUUUCCUCUGGAGGCCGUGAAGAAGCUCAGAGACCUGCCGCCGGUCCCGCAGGCCCGGCUUGUGAGCCUGCGCCAGAAGCUCGCACCCCGGCUUCGUGAAUCUACAGUUUCCAAGGUCUGUAGAAAUCCAAACUUUCCAGAAGAACUCAAACCUGUCUGCAAGGAGCCCAACGCGGACCAGAUUCUCCAGCGGCUAGAGGCCAUCGCUGAGGAUGUGGGCACGUGUGAGAUCUGUGCCUACGCUGCCUGUACCGGAUGCUAAGGUGCUGUUGCCCACUGCCUUCCUUCCUGACCCCCCAGGCAAGUCCUUCUCGGCCAGAGAGGCCUACCAUGUGACACUCUCAGCCACAGGAUUUCAACUGUCCCCGGCCCAGCUUAUGGGGGUGAGGUGGGUAACCUCAGAGCUGACUGAGAUCCACGUUCAACUCUGAGCUAAUAAACCAGAUUCCAGAGUA